This is a messenger RNA of Physella acuta, 1875 nucleotides long. RefSeq names its product protein arginine methyltransferase NDUFAF7, mitochondrial. Gene Ontology annotation, cellular component: mitochondrion. Gene Ontology annotation, molecular function: protein-arginine omega-N symmetric methyltransferase activity. Lineage: Eukaryota; Metazoa; Mollusca; Gastropoda; Physidae. The record is from RefSeq and is a predicted model, not a curated record. Gene Ontology annotation, biological process: mitochondrial respiratory chain complex I assembly.
UUAUCUGCGCUGGUGGCAGCCGUAAAACAUUGAAACUUGCCCAACUAGUUAUGCUAUUUUUACUUGUGAUUUAGCAUUAAGAAGUAAAAAACAGAGAGAGAGAGGGAAUGACAUUGAAAGGAAAGGGGAGACCACUUAUUAAACAACGUCAACUGAUAUGUAAAAUACACCUUGCGUGAAUAAACGGUUGAAUCAAUCUAAGUCACGUGACCAGUAGGAUUCAACUGUGACAAGUCUUACCCGUCGACAGCAAGGAUGCUACUAGUCUACAAUUCAAGCGUGCAUGUGUGGCUAGACUUAGCGAAAAGCUAGAAAAAUGGAAGAACCCAUCUAUAGACACACAGGUACCCGUGACAAUAAAGGAAGUACAUUUCAAAAUCGUGGCUAUUAAGAUCAAGUUGAACUCCGCUACCCAUGCGGUUUAAUUUAUUUCCCUCCAGACUAGACCGAUAGAGGAGCGUCAGAGGCCUACCUCUUGAAAAAAAUCCAGUCAAGAUGAUUCUAAAACGAGUUCCAUUUCUCUUUCAUUGUGGUCACAAAAACAUAACCAUAAAACAUUCAUUUUCACAAAUGCGUAGGAAAAAACUAGAUCUAGAUCUACUUAAUGUGCAAAGUUACAGCAAGAAUGCACCAUCUGAAAACAUUUUGAGCAUCCUAAAAACAAGAAUAAAAAUGUAUGGACCAUUAACAGUAGCUGCAUAUAUGAAAGAAAUCCUAACAAAUACACAGUCUGGCUACUAUAUGUACAGAGAUGUUUUUGGAACUGAUGGAGAUUUCAUUACCUCACCAGAAAUUAGUCAGAUGUUUGGGGAGAUGAUCGGAGUAUGGAUUGUUAAUGAAUGGAUGAAUCGCUACAAUGAUAGGAUACAGAUAGUGGAGCUGGGUCCAGGAAGAGGAACGUUGGCUGAUGAUAUGCUCAGAGUUUUUUCACAAUUCCCAAACAUCGCAGAUAAGGUCAGCCUUCAUUUGGUUGAAAUCAGCCCUACAAUGAGCUCCUUGCAGGCUGCUAAGUUGUGUGAAAAAAAUGAACCUGACAAUUUUAAGACCUGCAAAUCAAAUCCAGGUGAUUCCACCACUGUUACCUGUCAGUACCAAAGUACAUCAAAAUAUGGGACUCAAGUUUUCUGGUAUAAAGAACUAGCUGAUGUUCCUAAGGGACUGUCUUGUUUCAUUGCCCAUGAAUUUCUGGAUGCCCUUCCUAUUCACAAAUUUCAUAAAACAGACAAAGGGUGGAGAGAAGUAAUGGUGGAUGAAGAUCCAGAAAGUGGUUUGUUAAGAUUUGUUUUAGCCCCAGCACCUACACCAGCAAGUAUUGCUUACCUCAAGGAUCUGCCUAAUGAUGAAAGAAUCAAUGUGGAAGUUUGUCCUCAAGCUGGCAUUGUGGUGCAGGAAAUUAGUCACAGGAUAGCACAUGAUGGUGGGUUCUCAUUACUUGCUGACUAUGGUCACACAGGCGAAAAAGGAGGAACUUUUAGAGCUUUCAAAAACCACAAGUUACACGAUCCUUUAGAUCAACCUGGUACUGCUGACCUCACAGCUGAUGUAGAUUUUUCUUACCUGAAGAGAUGUAUAAAUGCUAAAGUGAAUGUUUAUGGACCUAUAACUCAGGAGAGAUUUUUGAACAACAUGGGAAUAGGAUAUAGAUUGCAGUCAUUGCUGCAGCACACAAGUCAAGAGCAUUGGUCAAGUCUUAUUUCCGGCUACAAGAUGUUAACAUCGCCAGAGCAGAUGGGAGAGCGCUUUAAGUUUAUGUCAAUUAUGCCCAGAAUGGAAAAAAGCUACACACCUGCUGGGUUUGCAAGUUUGAAUUUGGAGGCAGAUAAACACAAUUAGUAGCAACACUUAUUGUAUAAUUAAUUAGUUUAUUUUUUAAAA